Molecule: messenger RNA, 2536 nt
Organism: Salvelinus fontinalis (brook trout)
Lineage: Eukaryota; Metazoa; Chordata; Actinopteri; Salmoniformes; Salmonidae
Product: phosphatidylcholine:ceramide cholinephosphotransferase 2-like
Exons: 5
Coding region: 986-2065 (359 amino acids)
Biological process (GO): sphingomyelin biosynthetic process; ceramide biosynthetic process
Cellular component (GO): endoplasmic reticulum membrane; Golgi membrane
Molecular function (GO): sphingomyelin synthase activity; ceramide cholinephosphotransferase activity
Source: RefSeq, a predicted model, not a curated record
GACUGACUGUGUGUAUUGGUUCCUGACUUCCCUGAACAGUUGCAUAUCGCGGGGACUAUUCGAUGCUAUUGCAGUCCGCCACAGGAUGUUUUUGUGCUGGUCAAGGGCAGACAGGUCUGGAGUGAACCAAGGGCUAUAUCUGUUCUUAGUUUUAAAAACAAUUGAAAGGGUCAUGCUUAUUUAAGAUAGUGAGGAAAUUAAUUUUAAUAUAUAGCAGGAUAUAGCAGGAAGAUAAUCCUGCAGCAACAGGAAAUUUGAAUUAUUAUGUGGAUUAUAUUUAAUGGAAAUGUUUGUAGGUUUUGAUACAUUUUUUGAUAGGGAGAAUCAAGUCUGAAAUUUCAAAUGGGAAAUUACAAAUUUCAGAAGCCAUUUUAAACCUCAAAUACACUACACAUUUUAAAUGUCCUGCAUUGCAGGAACGUUCUCCUGCAACAGAGUGAUCAGAUUAAGAUCCUACAUCUGUAGCCUACUAGCAUUUCGCAAUGAUGACUUCCUUGACAUCUGGUAUUAUUAAUUAUUAUCUCAGUUUACAACUGUCCUUUUGCUAAUGUAAUGGUGGUGGAUAUUAGUGUACUGUACGGCUUCUUGUUAACUGAAGAAUGAGAAGAGGUUGUCAUGAGUUUCCAACAGACAUGUCUAUCUCCAGCCAAAUUGAAGACAAUGAGGGAACAUUAUAGCCAGUGAUUACCCACAGAUAGGCAUUCCAUCCUUCCAUUACGGCUCAAGUCUCUCCAGUGUCUCCUUUCUGCUUUCUCCUGCAGGAAACAAGCACACAGUAAACACCUUUUGAACCAAAAUGAAACUGAAAUCCUAACCUCUUGUUGUUCUUCAGGGGGAAGACAUCUUAGCCUCAGUCAAACCAAAUACAGUAGGCCCAACAACAAGGACUAAUUCCUAUUUAUCCAGGGCCCUCAGAGGCACUAGCUGACUUUGGGUGAACCAGAGAGCUCUUCAUUGGUGUGUGGACAGUAGACAGUGUUGGACCAUGGCGCUCGUGGACCCGACUGCAUCCCAUCUGGACCCGGGCAUGGAUGGUGAGAGCGGGGUCCUCGCCAGUGUCUUUGGGGUCCUCCCCAACGCCAACUGCCCCAAACACGGGCAAAACACUCCGGAGGACACGAAACGAUGCCUACGCAAGGUCAUCGGGCACCACAGGGACUACGUCAAAAUCUCGCUGCCUGACGCCAAGGGCAACCGGCUGCCCACGGAGUGGUGGAAGACAGCCAUCGCGUUCUUCUACGCCAUCUUCAACCUGGUCCUGACCACCGUGGUCAUCACGGUCGUCCACGAGAGGGUCCCGGAGAAGGAGAACAGCCCGCCACUGCCCGAUAAGUUCUUUGACUACAUCGACCGGGUGAAGUGGGCGUUCACGGUCACCGAGAUCAACGGCAUGCUCCUGGUGGGAAUCUGGGUUAUACAGUGGCUUUUCCUCAGAUACAAGUCGAUUGCAGGUCGGAGGUUUUUCUUCCUGAUUGGCACCCUCUACCUGUACCGCUGCGUCACCAUGUACAUCACAACCCUUCCUGUACCCGGCAAUCACUUCACCUGUGCUCCCAAGCUGUAUGGAGACUCUCACGCUAAGAUGCAGCGUGUGCUGACGUUGAUCUCCGGCGGCGGUCUGUCCAUCACCGGGUCCCACCUCAUGUGUGGUGACUUCCUCUACAGCGGACACACCGUCAUGCUCACCCUCACCUACCUGUUUAUUAAAGAGUACUCCCCGCGGACGUUCUGGUGGUACCACCUGAUGUGCUGGCUGCUGGCUGCUGUGGGAGUGGUGUGUAUUCUGGUGGCCCACGAACACUACAGUGUGGAUGUGGUGGUGGCCUACUUCAUCACCUCACGCCUCUUCUGGUGGUACCACACCAUGGCCAACGUUCAGGCCCUGCGGUGCUCGCCCAACAACUACCUCACCAACACCUGGUGGAACCCCGUGUUCAACUUCUUUGAGAGGAACGUGCAGACCCAGGUGCCCUGCUCCUUCUGCUGGCCAAUCACCUGGCCCCCUGCCUGCCUUAAGAAUUCCUGUAAGAAGUACAGUGCAGUGCAGAGCCUGCGGGAGGAGUAGAGAGUAGGGACUCCACUCCAGUUCAGGAUCUUGUUCACCAGGCAUUCACCACCAGUGUUGCUUUGAACACCCCAACCUAUUUUGUAUUCAUGCAGUAUUUAUGGUCCAUUAUGUGAUUUUAAAGUAUUAUGUGAAGGAUAGUUGAAGUUUGUGAGGAAAUGGUCAUAUAGGGAAAGUAUGUGAGAAUAACAUAAUCCACAUACAUUGGGUCCUUGUGUACUUCACCACUACAAUGUAUCUUAUUUAUGAGGUCAGUUUAUUUGAAAAUGUUCUUUAUUCUUGUGAAUGUUACUGUAACAAACUCAACUGAAGUCAACAUGUUGCGAUGUCAUGCAGCGCUUUGCCACUGGCUUGCAGCUUUACUCAAAACUCCAAUAGAAAAAUUGCAUUUUAUAGAGCUAUACCUUAUUACGUUUACAUCAAUUUGAUUUAAUGAAUAUUAAGUACUUUAAAAAUAUAUAAUUUCCAAAA